This is a messenger RNA of Drosophila rhopaloa, 969 nucleotides long. Its product is annotated as zinc metalloproteinase nas-14. Bases 1 to 969 code for a protein of 322 amino acids. The transcript has 4 exons. The record is from RefSeq and is a predicted model, not a curated record. Gene Ontology annotation, molecular function: metalloendopeptidase activity; zinc ion binding. Gene Ontology annotation, biological process: proteolysis. Lineage: Eukaryota; Metazoa; Arthropoda; Insecta; Diptera; Drosophilidae.
AUGGCGAGGAGCGCGCUCAUCGUUCCCGGUCUACUUUGGAUCGCGGCCUUGGCCCAGGGCGCCACUUUGCAGCCGGAGUCGGGGUCACCACUCACGAGGAGGGGCCAACUGCGCGGACACCCCGUGCCGCCCACUCCGAGAUGGGGCGCCAACAUGCAGAUGCUGCGCCGCCACAACAGUCCCGCCUUCAAUUUCUGGACGGAGGAGAGCGAGACGAACAUCUGGGAGCACUGCGGCCUCUUCGAGGGCGACAUCAUGCUGCACCGCGAGCUGCUCAGGAACGGGCUGCUCAACGAGCGGCUCACAUGGCCAGAGGCCGCCGUGCCCUUCUACAUAGACCCCCAGGAUUUCACCGCCAACCAGACCAUGGUGAUACUGAAGGCCUUCAAGGAGUACCACGACCGCACCUGCAUCCGCUUCCGGCCGUACGAGCAGGGCGACAAGCACUGGCUGCUCAUCAAGGGCAACUACUCCGGCUGCUGGUCGAGCGUCGGAAGGCGCUCCGGUGGCCAGGUGCUCAACCUGAACACGCCCAAGUGUGUCACCCAUGGAGUGGUGGUCCACGAGCUGCUGCACGCGCUCGGCUUCUACCACCAGCAGAGCGCCACGGAGCGGGAUGAGUACGUCAAGAUCAACUGGGAGAACAUCCUUGAUGGGCAUGCGCACAACUUCAACAAGUACGCCCGCACUCACAUCACCAACUUUGGCGUGGAGUAUGACUACCAGAGCGUCAUGCACUACAGCUCUCGGGCGUUCAGCAAAAACGGCAAGGCCACCAUCGAGCCCUUGGAUCCGUACGCCUCGCUGGGCCAGAGACGCGGCCUCUCCGACAAGGAUGUAUCCAAGCUGAACGAGAUGUACGAACAGGACUGCAGCGAGGACUACCUACUUAGCUUUGACCGCUUCGGAAACUACAUCGACGAGCUGCUCGAAUACUUCCAGGGCAACUUUCAGGAUCUGCUCGGAUAG